This is a messenger RNA of Angiostrongylus costaricensis, 408 nucleotides long. Lineage: Eukaryota; Metazoa; Nematoda; Chromadorea; Rhabditida; Metastrongylidae. The record is from the annotation of a GenBank genome assembly.
AUGUUGGACGAUGUCUACACAUCAAUGAACGGCACCAGCAGACGACUCACAAACGCACGUAUCUCCGAAUGUUUGACAGCAGUACCCAAGCUGGAUACUGUCUUUAAAUAUCGGUCCGUUCGCUCGCUGACUUCUGAGACAUUGCAGCAAGCAACGUUAUCGGUUCGAGCACCGAUCCUAUAUGACGGUUCAAGUGAAAGUGAUCGAGAAAAUAACGACGUCUUUGCACGGGAUCUUGUCAAAACGCACCUAAUGAUUGCCGUACGAGAAGAACUUGAUACGCUACGCGCGAGAAUUAUUGAAUUCGAAGCUCAUGUUUUCCUUAAUACUGCUGCAGUUGUCACACUUUUACCAAUUUUAUCAUCUACCGAUUUGGCUGACUUUAAUGAAGCGCUCAAUCUCACAUAA